CACAGAUGGCGUGCCUCUAUGUGUUAGUGGAGCGGUCGACACAUCUGUGCCUAACCCAGUGUUUGAUGUUUGUUAUUAUUAUGCGAUGUCCGUGGAGAAGCCGCAGUGGUUGAGGAACUUUGUAGCCGAAUACUUGAGUCCCCAUAAUUCGUAGCGGCAAUUGGGUAGCGUGGAGAACAGCGUCCGCAGUGCGUUGAGACAGGCCUGCUCUGCGCAGAACUCAUCUGCGGCGUCGGCUGACUGCAGGAGCAUGCCGGACUUGAUGCCGAACUUCUUCUCACACUGCAGUGUGCUGGGCUCCGUGGUAAGGAUUGCUUCACCGAGAUUCAGCUGAUCUUGGGUACACUCCGGAAUGUCAUACACAGUGGCUGCCUCUGUUCCGUUCGACGCGGCAAAGGCUGAACACAUCGAAACGUCGGCAACGACAAGAAGGAGGAGGACGACAACAGGUAGGUAAGCUCGUGGCGCCAUGGAUUGAUGGUUAGCUGUCUGAAGCAAUUGUGACGAGCAUUCAGCGUUUAUUGUCCUUGGUGUCGAUUUUUAGUCCCAGGGAUGACGCAAAUCAGACCUCAGAUGUCCAACGCCGGAAUUCAGUGGAAUAACAGCCUCAAUUUGGACACUUGGCUCUGGUCGAAGAUUGCCUCUAUGGGUGAUCGGGCGAUAUCUAGAAGUCGCUCCUUGCCCAAUUUGAACGCCUGCGCAAUGCGCAUGUACUCGAUCGAUAGCGUGGUGUCCAGCACGCCGUAGUCAUCCGUACAGAUACACAUGGGGUAGACGCCAAGUUGCUGCUCCUGGUCGCGAUCGUUGGCGAGAAGCCUACCGUGCGGGUGCGAGGUGAAGCCGCACACGCACAGCCCCGAGGCCUCGUGCUUCUCAUCCAAGGAACACUUACAGUCUCCAUCGUUGCGGUAUCUGUCCAAUGUAUGGACGUUGGAGGUCAAACAGACCUCGACGGGGAUUCGCAGCGCCAGCAUCUUGGAGUAGAGCGGUUCCGGUAGGCAACAGGCGUGACCUAGUCGGUCCGGUCGGAAAUUCAGGAUCCGAGUGGAUUCGUCGUCGUCGAAGUGUUCGGCAAAGUGCACGGCGAGCUUGAGGCCUCCGGCUCGCGCGCGCUCCAACACGUGCUCGAAGCGGUAGAAUUCGGAAUUCGGGCGCUCUGAGUUUCCGCUGAGGUCGAUACCCACAAUGAACGGACAAUUCUGCUCGUUCUUGCGCUUGAGCGCCAUGUUCACGGUGUCUUCCGCCAACUGCAGCGGUUGGUUCCGGUUGAUGCUUAGCAGCAGUCGUACCUCGAUGUCCAGAUCUUGUCGCGCGUGACUUUCUUGGAGCGCUGACACCACUUCGCCCACGUAAUCUGCACGGGUCGCGCCAUCCCUCGGCAAAUCACGCGGCGUGGAGCGCAAUUCUAGAUACUUGACGUUCUCUGCGGCAAAGUCCUCCACCGCCUCAAUGACAAUCCGGCGAAGUACGCGUCGACUAGUGACUACUUGGUGGAUCAACCCAAACAUCUCGAAACACUCGUCCAGACUGCGGUUCUUCGGAAGUCGCAGCGGCUCCGUACCAUUCCGCUUUGCUUCGUCCUGUAAGAGCUCCUUCAAAGUUGACGGCCGAAUAGACCCAUGGAUGUGUGCGUGCAGCUCCACCUUGGGCAGCGCCCUGCAGUACGCCGCAAGCUUGUCAUCUAUCGGACCCAAUAAGUCCAUCGAACGGUAUGAUGUGGUGCACACUUGGUGUGGUCUCACCAAAGAGACCGGUUUCAUUCCACGGUCACUUUUUCAAAGAAGUGACACAACAAAGGUAACAGAGCCGCCACAACCAAACCCACCGAGCCCUGUGUCUAUUAUAUCCCUCUUCAUCUCGUCAUGAUCGACCACUUCGUCAUCUUCUCCAAGACCGGUACGGUGCUGUGGUCGCGCACACUGUGUAAGCUGGGUGGCGACCCAGUGGACAACCUCAUCAACCGCGUGCUCAUGGAGGACCGCUCCGGCGAGAAGAAGUUCAUCGACGACGCGUACGCCAUGCAGUGGGUGUUUGAGAACAAGCUCGACUUGGUCUUUGUGGUGGUCUACCAGAAGAUCCUUCAGCUGCUGUACAUUGAAGAGCUGCUGGAGAUUGUCAAGAAGGACUUCAUCGCCAUGUUCCCGCAGCAGAUCGCCAACAAGACGCCCGUCAAAUACGAAGACAAGUUCACCAAGAUCCUCAAGGCCACGGAACUUAAGUUUACCGAGAAACAAGCACGCAAGGGACCGCGCGCGUUCAAUGCGUCCAAGAAGGCCAAAGCUAAGGGCGUGGUGUCCAAUACUUCGGGCAAGACGGCGUCGUCAUCGCGUUCCGCCACGACUGUGGAUUCUAGUGAAGAUGGCAGUGAUAGCCUUACGUCUGACGGGAAGGACAAGAGCCUGGAGGAGCUGGAGAACGAAGCAGCUUUGCGCUCGAAAGUGCGCGAGAUGCGCACGGGUCCGCGUCGUAAGGGCAAAGAUAAGGCCGCGAAGGAGCCCAAGAAGAGCGGCAAGAAGAUGACAAAAUGGGACGACACGAAGGUCUCCAAGAAGGAGGCCGAGGCCUUGGAUCGAUCCAAAACGAUCACUGCCGAGGAGGAAGAAGCGCAGCUCCGCGAGAAGCGUGAAGCCUACAUUGGAGAAAUGGAAGAUAGCGACUCGGAAGAAUUCUCUGACACCGACGAUGAGUCAGCAGCUUCGUCUGGAGCAGAAUCCGAGUCAAGCCAGGGCUGGAGCUUUUCCAAGACGCGUCUGGGUAACUUCCUGAGCACGGUGUCUGGCAACAAGAUCCUUGAGCGAGAAGACUUGGAGCCCGUGAUCACCCCGAUGCACCAAAUGCUGAUCAGCAAGAAUGUGGCCUCGGAAGUCGCCGAUGAGCUUUGCGAGUCUGUCAUUACCACUGUGGUCGGCCAGAGACUCGAGAGCUUUACGCGCAUCUCCACUGUCGUGCGCAAGGCUUUGGAGGCUGCACUGCUGCGUAUCUUGACACCGAAAAAGUCCACCGACGUGCUGCGUGAGAUUCUGCAGGCUAAGUCCGAGGGCCGUGCUUACAGCAUUGUGUUCGUGGGUGUGAAUGGUGUUGGUAAGUCCACCAGCCUGUCCAAGGUGUGCUACUAUCUCAAGUCGAAGGGCGUGAACGUCAUGAUUGCUGCUUGCGAUACGUUCCGAUCUGGAGCUGUGGAACAAUUGAACCAGCACGCCAAGGUUCUGGACGUGGAGCUGUUCCAGAAGGGCUACGCGAAGGAUCCCGCUUCGGUGGCCAAGGAGGCUAUCAAGUAUGGCACGGAAAACGGCUACGACUGUGUGCUGAUUGAUACUGCUGGACGUAUGCAAAAUAACGAGCCGCUUAUGCGUGCGCUGGCCAAGCUGGUAUCCAACAACGAACCCGAUCUGGUUCUCUUUGUCGGAGAAGCGUUGGUGGGCAACGAUGGCAUCGACCAGCUUUCGAUGUUUGACCGGGCUCUUGCUGACUACUCGGACCGCCGUGAACCGCACCGCAUUGACGGCAUUGUCAUCACGAAGUUUGACACGAUUGAUGACAAGGUUGGUGCUGCGGUGUCGAUGGUUUACAAGACUGGCCAGCCGAUCAUGUUCGUCGGCACGGGCCAGAAGUACACGCACCUGAAGAAGCUAAACGUGCGAACUGUGCUGCGUCACCUCCUUCAGUAAGGAUAUUUGACGCUCUGCUCGACCAAACGGAUCUCACGUCAAUUCCAUUCUUCAUAGUGAGGACGACUACUUUUCCUAACGCUUCAAAUAGCACUCGACGUGAUUCUCCAGUAUCUUCUCAAUGUUCGUUCGUACUGGCGCUGUAUCCGUAUCCAAGCUCUGGGUAUUGAAGCGGGGGCGUGACCAAGUCCACGCGAAGAGCAUCCAAAUCGAUUACCCAUGGCGUUCCGAGCCACAUGGCAUGAGUCGUGUGGUCUUCUCGCUCGUAGCGCGUUAGCGGGUGCACCAGAACGCUGAGCGACCCCCGGUGUAGCGUGAACCACGACAACACCUGGGCGAAGGACUCAGCAGGUACCCACGUCUCGAAGCUGCCACUGACGUGCGGACCCACAGGUUCGAGGUUCAUCGGAGGUGGCUUGCCCUCCAGACCUGGGAGCUCCUUGGUCGUCAUGCCAUUGCACACAGCGAUGAAGUUCUUGGGGUUAGCCGUCACUUGGUCCACAAGCGCAUCUCGUAGCGCUUGCGCCUCCUUCCUGGAGCACUCGUUGGUGUGGUAGAAGCACGUGUGGAAGUGCCACUCCUUGAUAGUGUUUUGGUCGACUUUGUUCGGUGACAUGGAGCGAUAGGAUCUAGUUGACGUGCACAAGGCGGAUCGGUAUGUGAGCGUCCGCUUUGACCAUGGUGGUCAUGUGGACUUGAUAACGCAUUUCAUCCAAUCAUGUUUGUUUUUGGGGAUGACGCGGCUUUGCAUGACCGCCCAUCACUAUAUGGCGCAAAAAAAAACGCCA
Molecule: messenger RNA, 4456 nt
Organism: Phytophthora nicotianae INRA-310
Lineage: Eukaryota; Oomycota; Peronosporomycetes; Peronosporales; Peronosporaceae
Exons: 7
Coding region: 1863-3668 (601 amino acids)
Biological process (GO): SRP-dependent cotranslational protein targeting to membrane
Cellular component (GO): signal recognition particle receptor complex; endoplasmic reticulum membrane
Molecular function (GO): ATP hydrolysis activity; GTP binding; GTPase activity
Source: RefSeq, a predicted model, not a curated record